This is a messenger RNA of Prorocentrum cordatum, 2343 nucleotides long. The record is from the annotation of a GenBank genome assembly. NCBI's taxonomy places the organism in Eukaryota, Dinophyceae, Prorocentrales, Prorocentraceae.
GGCCCCGCCCAGAACUCGGUGGCCAAGCGCGCCCGCGACUUGGAUGUCGACCCAGACUUGGAUGCCGAGACCAUCGGGGGCGGCCAGCUGGCGCCCGCGCACAAGGUGGCCAAGAUUUCGGAGAAGCUUGGCUCGGCGCUGGACCACGGGCUCGCGACCGCCAUGGGGGGCGAGGCCUCGGGCACGCAGCCCUCGCGAUCCAACGGCCCCUGUGCGGCAAGCCUUGAACAGGGGAAGGGCGCGUCUGAUGAUCCCGCGAGGGGUACUGCUGCUUUUUGGAUCGUGAGGCUGCCGCUUGACAGAACCCUGAGCGGCGACGCGCUCAACAAGGCCAAGUGGCAGGCCGAGCAGCUGCUGAACAAGAGGACCCUCGAUGGCCACCAGCGGCGCAGGUUGCGGGCCCACCUCGACUUGCGCGACACUGCGAUGAACUUCUGGCUCUCUCGGAUCGACGAUCGCUCUCUCGAGGACCUCGCGGCUGAUGCGGAGAAGCUGGCGGCGGUGAACGUCGCCCUCUGCGCGAAUACGAAGAUGACGAUCACGCGCAAGGCGGCAAAGGACUCCUGGGCCAUGCUGAAGUGCACCAAGCAGCACGACGCAACAGCGAUCGAGAACGCGUCUGAGUGCGUGCUCCAAGUGUUGAGGCCUUGGCGCUCGCCUGGCCAGGUCACGUUCGAGGUGUCGCACCCGUGCAUGGCGGCGGCGGGGCUCUCGGACCAGAGUGUCGCCGAAGCCGUGGUCCACGAGGUGUGGGCGAAUAACAUAUGCGAGCUGAUUCCCGACGACGGGGUGAAAAGGGACCACUUGGAGACGCUCAUGCAGACUAUGGAGAAGCUCUGGGACAUGCCAGUGGACGCAGUGAUCGGCGACAAGGCCGCGACCGCGUUCGUGGAGUCCAUGUCGGCGAAGUCGGCCCUGACCUACGUCCCAAACCCUGAGAUCACGUUGGACUUCGACACUGACAUCUUGGACACCAUUCGAGAGUUGCACGCGGCGUCUCUGAAGACCUCGGGUGAGUCGUCGGUAUUCUCGGCAGUCGGCCUGGCAAUCAAAAACGACGUCUGGUGGGCAACUAAGUUCAACGCCGCCCUCAACGCGACCAAGGUGCCCGAUGCCUUCUGGAAGGAGGCAAGCAACUUCGCCAGGCUCAAGGUCGUUACCGUGGCGGACCACUUCUUGCGCAUCGGGACGCGGGAGGAGUUGAGGGCGAACGGCAAUGAGGAGAGGCUUGCGUUCGAAGCCCUGAGCCCGCUCAUCAAAGCAGCAGUCGUUGCAUUCCCAUCGGACGACCACCUCAGGAACGCGGCCAGGUGCAUCAGGGACGCGGUGAACCAUCUCUCGAACCAGGACCAGAUCAUCGACUUGACGACCCUUGCGGACACGCUGGUUGCGGACGGCACUGACGAGGCGGCGGAGUCGCUGCUUGCCAAGGCGGACUCGAUGAGCCAGAAGGCGCUGCAAGGAAACCACGAGGCCUUUAGGUCUGCCCUGGAGUUUGUGUCCGCCUCGUUGACAAUGGAUGAGAUCGUGAGGGGCGAGAGCUCUGUGAAACUCAAGAUACCCUGCAACUUUUCGAAGGCUUUUUCCAAGGAGAUGCCCGAGCACGCCAAGAUCUACAACGCGGCGCUGGAGUGCUCUCAGGCCCUGAGGCGCUUGGAGGCGAUCGAGAGCAACAAGGAUGCAGUCGGUCCAGGCGGGAUGCCAUCGCCGAAGUUCGAGAACGAGUUAACCCAGACUGUUCGGUCCAAGCUUGGCCUGAAGUCGAUGCUCUCCGAGUUGCCAGCUGACUCCUUGAAGGGGUGUCGGGCCGAGGUGGAUGACUUGGUGGCCCGCGUCGAGAAGACGAGAGACUCUCUCGCCCACGAGGUCGUCGAGAAGUACGCGAUGAAGGCCGACUCGUCGAAGCAGAACGUCCAGGAUUUGAUUAAGUUUGCGGCGGUGGAGGAGUGGAUGGAGCAGUCCAGCGUUUCUGUGUCGACCGCUGCCUUGGUGGCGCUCUUCAACGCCACGCUGGGCAAGGUGCCGUCCGAUCGCCUGACCUGUGCGGGGGACAUGCUGGAUCAGGACCUGAAGAAAACCCGAGAGAAGGCCGACGCGUUCGGGGUGAAGAUCCACAAGCAGUACGGCGAGCGCGGCGAGUACGAUGCCGACGUGACCAUGGUGAACUCGCUGGGCGCCAGUGCCAUCAUCAUGAACGGCGCUGCGCAGGGCUUGAAGGGGAACGCGAUGCGCAUGAAGUGCUUGGAGGCCCAGAAGAUCUUCAAGGCGAACAACAUCAUGCCAGGGAGCCUGCCGCCCAUCGUGAAGGAGCUGUUCCAGAACGGCCUCAAGCUCAAGUCCUAG